Limulus polyphemus (Atlantic horseshoe crab) is the source of this 1905-nucleotide messenger RNA. Its product is annotated as zinc transporter 1-like. Gene Ontology annotation, molecular function: zinc ion transmembrane transporter activity. The transcript has 9 exons. The record is from RefSeq and is a predicted model, not a curated record. Bases 390 to 1667 code for a protein of 425 amino acids. Gene Ontology annotation, cellular component: membrane. Gene Ontology annotation, biological process: zinc ion transmembrane transport; intracellular zinc ion homeostasis; detoxification of zinc ion. NCBI's taxonomy places the organism in Eukaryota, Metazoa, Arthropoda, Merostomata, Xiphosura, Limulidae.
AAUACCCCCAUUUCUAUUAUUCGUUUGAUAAGACAGCCCUUUGGUCGAAGAUUCGUGUGCACAGAGACACAACAUUUAACUAGUUCAGUAAAGGAAGUCUGAUGUAUACGUUCAAAUAUUAGAUCUUGUCGAAUCUUUUUCAAGUUUGUUCCCUGUGAAGCUUUCAUCAUAUUCGUCAAAGGUUUAGUCUGAAAUAGGUCUUCAUUUGAAAAAAGUUAGUUAAUUUCGUUGCAAAACUGAAACAGGAAGUUAAAAAUCUUUCCCGCUUUAACAAACAGUAGCAACAACAAAAAAUAAAAGACUGUUAGUCUGAACAUAUUUAGUUGUUGCCCUACCGUGUGAGAAAGCAAAUAAUACUCGUCCAGUUGUAAAGAUUUGUCUACUAAAGAAUGGGAAGAUACACAGGAAAGAAAUGUCGGUUGAUAGGAAUGCUCUCAUUAACAGGCAGUUAUUUCCUAGUUGAAAUCAUUGUAGGCUACUUAACAAAUUCGACAGCUUUAAUAGCUGAUUCUUUUCAUAUGCUCUCGGACGUCAUUGCUCUUGUCAUCGCAUUCCUGUCAAUAAAGAUGUCACCCAAAAAGUGGUCGAAGAACACUUUUGGCUGGGCCAGGUCCGAAGUCUUGGGUGCGUUAGUAAAUGCUGUUUUUCUUAUAGCUCUUUGCUUUUCCAUUUUUGUGGAAGCUUUGAAACGUUUCUUUGAUCCCGAGGAAAUUUAUGAUCCUGUCUUGAUCCUUUACGUGGGGGGUUUCGGGUUACUUGUAAAUAUUAUUGGCUUGUUCCUCUUCCACGAGCACGGUCAUAGUCACGGUGGCCAUCAUCAUGAUGGAAAGUCCACCAAAUCCUCUAGUGUAGAGCAACUAAAAGAAAACGACACACAAAAAAACGAAGCUAUUUUCAGCAUAGAUAUGAAUACACCUGCUGUAGAUGGAGCUCAGAAACCUAAGAAAAAAUUGGACAGUAGUACCCAAAUGAACAUGAAAGGAGUUUUUCUUCACGUGUUGACUGACGCUCUUGGAUCUGUGAUCGUUAUCAUCAGCGCCUUGAUCAUUUGGCUGACAUCCUGGGAAUAUCGAUUUUAUGUUGACCCAGCAUUAAGCGUUAUUAUGGUAUGCCUCAUCAUGGCGUCAACGUGUCCUUUGUUGGCAGAUUCCGCCAGGAUUUUAUUGCAGACAGUUCCAACGCACAUUGAAGUAAAUAACUUAGAAAAGAAACUACUUCAAAAGGUCGAUGGGGUGCUAGCUGUUCACGAGUUCCACAUCUGGCAGCUGACUGGAGAGCGAAUCAUUGCUUCGGCCCACAUUUUAUGUCGUGAUGUGCAUCAGUACAUGGAAACUGCUGAGAAAGUGAAAGAAUUUUUUCAUGAACAAGGGAUUCAUUCAACAACGAUUCAGGCUGAAUACAUUGAGUCAGAAUACGUUCAUCAAGAUUGUGUAUUAGAUUGUCCCACGGAGAAUAAUUGCAAGCCACAAACAUGCUGUGGGCCUCGAAAUUUGAAAGAAAAGAACGCCACAUCAAAUAAAUCAGACACAACCAACUUAAUAACGCCACCUAUAUCUUAUAAUCAACAGAUAAGUGACAUCUCCACUGCCGAAGGAAAUGGUCCAUAUGAUACAGCGUUGAUGGUUGGUUGUUAUGGGAACUUCAAGAAAAUAACUGAUGCUGAGUGAAAUCAAUGUUAGUUUGUGAAGACGGAACCAAGUGUAGUAACGUUAUGGAACACUUCAUGCUACAAAGUAAAUCCGUGUAUACAGAGACUGAAUAAUAGUUUAAUUAUUUUCACUAAGUCUGUUAAAACAGCGAAAUAUUUAUUAUCAAGUGAAUAGUUACAAACUAAUAUAUAUAUAACAGAUAUCUUGUGUUUUGGGAUGUAGGUAGAGCGUAUUAUAAAAUUGGUUCAUAUUUCGA